Molecule: messenger RNA, 3998 nt
Organism: Arvicola amphibius (Eurasian water vole)
Lineage: Eukaryota; Metazoa; Chordata; Mammalia; Rodentia; Cricetidae
Gene: Phka2
Product: phosphorylase kinase regulatory subunit alpha 2
Exons: 34
Coding region: 255-3962 (1235 amino acids)
Biological process (GO): glycogen metabolic process
Cellular component (GO): phosphorylase kinase complex
Molecular function (GO): calmodulin binding
Source: RefSeq, a predicted model, not a curated record
AUGCGUGCCCUUCGGGCGGGACAGCACGAGUUCACCUUCGUGGCGCAAGCCUCUCUGAGGGGUAGCCGUGACACCCAGGUGGCCACGACCGAGGGGCGCUGUUCCUUUACCCUCAGAUGGGGUUGAAGGCCGGUUGAGGCCCCAUUCGGAGACCUCACCGAAGUCGUGUUUGGGCAUCAGGCCGGCUUGGCGGCUGCAGCUUUAGCGGACACCACCGGGUAGAUUCGGCGCCGCGGCCAGUGAGCGUGGGCGAGAUGCGGAGCAGGAGCAAUUCUGGGGUCCGCCUGGACGGGUACGCGAGGCUGGUGCAGCAAACCAUCUUAUGUUACCAGAACCCAGUCACUGGGCUGUUAUCAGCCAGCCAUGACCAGAAGGAUGCCUGGGUACGGGACAACAUCUACAGCAUCCUGGCUGUUUGGGGCUUGGGCAUGGCCUACCGCAAGAAUGCUGACCGUGAUGAGGAUAAAGCAAAGGCCUAUGAAUUGGAACAGAACGUGGUGAAGCUGAUGCGAGGUCUCCUCCAGUGCAUGAUGCGGCAGGUGGACAAAGUGGAGAAGUUCAAGCACACUCAGAGCACCAAGGACAGUCUGCAUGCCAAGUAUAACACUGCUACUUGCAGUACCGUGGUGGGUGAUGACCAGUGGGGCCACCUCCAGGUGGAUGCCACCUCCCUCUUCCUCCUGUUCCUGGCCCAGAUGACAGCCUCAGGCUUGCGUAUUAUUUUCACCCUCGAUGAAGUGGCCUUCAUACAGAAUCUUGUCUUUUACAUAGAAGCUGCGUAUAAAGUUGCUGAUUAUGGAAUGUGGGAACGUGGAGAUAAGACUAAUCAGGGCAUUCCAGAACUGAACGCAAGCUCUGUGGGAAUGGCCAAGGCAGCACUUGAGGCAAUUGAUGAACUUGAUCUUUUUGGAGCCCAUGGAGGACGCAAGUCAGUCAUCCAUGUCCUGCCUGACGAAGUGGAGCACUGCCAGUCAAUUCUUUUCUCCAUGUUGCCACGAGCAUCAACAUCUAAAGAAAUCGAUGCCGGACUUCUUCCUAUUAUUUCUUUCCCGGCCUUUGCAGUAGAAGAUGUGAACCUUGUGAAUGUGACCAAAAAUGAAAUUAUUUCCAAACUUCAGGGGCGUUAUGGAUGUUGUCGCUUCCUUCGGGAUGGUUAUAAAACCCCAAGAGAGGACCCUCAUCGACUGCAUUAUGACCCUGCUGAACUUAAGCUCUUUGAAAACAUUGAAUGUGAAUGGCCCGUGUUCUGGACUUACUUAAUCAUAGAUGGAAUCUUCAAUGGUGAUGCUGUUCAGGUCCAAGAAUACCGAGAAGCUCUGGAGGGAAUAUUAAUCAGAGGCAAGGAUGGGAUCCACUUGGUGCCAGAACUCUAUGCCAUCCCACCAGAAAAGGUGGAUGAAGAAUACAAGAAUCCUCACACGGUAGACCGAAUUCCACUGGGGAAGCUGCCCCAUCUUUGGGGACAGUCCUUGUACAUCCUUAGCUCCCUGCUGGCAGAGGGAUUCCUUGCCACUGGUGAAAUCGAUCCCUUAAAUAGAAGAUUUGCUACUUCAGUCAAACCUGAUGUUGUAGUACAAGUCGCUGUUUUGGCAGAAAACAGUCACAUUAAGGGGCUGUUACGGCAACAUGGGGUAAAUGUCCAGAGCAUCGCUGACGUGCAUCCAGUUCGAGUCCAGCCAGGCCGGAUUCUUAGUCACGUAUAUGCCAAACUUGGACGAAAUAAGAACAUGAAGUUGAGUGGUCGACCAUAUCGCCACAUUGGUGUCCUAGGCACCUCUAAACUCUAUGUGAUUAGGAACCAGAUCUUCACUUUUACACCGCAGUUCACCGACCAGCAUCACUUCUACCUGGCCCUGGACAAUGAGAUGAUUGUGGAGAUGCUGAGGAUCGAGCUGGCCUAUCUGUGCACCUGCUGGCGGAUGACGGGCCGCCCCACACUCACCUUCCCUGUCACGCACACCAUGCUCACCAAUGAUGGAUCAGACAUUCAUCCUGCAGUUCUUUCUACAAUUAGGAAACUAGAAGAUGGGUAUUUUGGAGGUGCUAGAGUAAAGCUAGGAAACCUGGCAGAGUUCCUCACUACCUCAUUCUAUACGUACCUGACCUUCUUGGAUCCAGACUGUGACGAGAAGUUGUUUGAUGACGUCAGUGACGGGAGCUUUAGCCCUGACAGCGAGUUCGAACUGGGCGGAUACCUGGAAGACAACAGCCAUCCAGAAAGCCAAGAUGAACUUGACCAGUAUAUCAACCACCUUCUUCAGAGCACAGCCUUGAAGUGCUACCUGCCCCCUCUUUGUAAGAAGUCAGAAGACAACCAUGUUUUCAGUGCUAUCCAUUCCACUCGGGACAUACUUUCUGUGAUGGCCAAAGCAAAGGGUUUGGAAACUCCAUUUUUUCCAAUGGUUUUGCCAACUAAAGUUCUAAGUGGACACCGUAAGUCACUGAAUCUUGUUGACUCCCCUCAGCCACUCCUAAAGAAGACUCCUGAAUAUGACUACCAGUGGCCCAGAGAUGACCGUGGUGAAAUGGACUGUGAGAAGCUAGUUGAGCAACUGAAAGACUGCUCAAACCUCCAGGACCAAGCAGACAUUCUGUACAUUCUUUAUGUGAUAAAGGGUCCCAGCUGGGAUACCAAUCUGUCUGGACAGCGUGGAGUCACUGUUCACAGUCUUCUCAGCGAGCUCUAUGGAAAAGCUGGCCUAAACCAAGAAUGGAGUUUGGUUCGCUACAUUUCAGGCCUGCUCAGGAAGAAAGUAGAGGUCCUGGCUGAGGCCUGUGCAGAUCUGCUGUCCCACCAGAAGCAGCUUACAGUCGGCCUGCCCCCUGAGCCCCGGGAGAAGACCAUCUCCGCGCCUCUUCCCCCAGAGGAGCUCACAAAACUCAUCUACGAGGCCAGUGGACAGGACAUCAGCAUUGCUGUCCUCACACAGGAGAUCGUGGUUUACCUGGCCAUGUAUGUCCGGGCCCAGCCUAGCCUCUUUGCAGAGAUGCUCAGACUCCGGAUUGGAUUGAUCAUCCAGGUGAUGGCCACAGAGUUGGCUCGGAGCUUGAACUGCUCAGGAGAAGAAGCCUCGGAGAGUUUGAUGAACCUCAGCCCCUUUGACAUGAAGAACCUCCUGCAUCAUAUUCUGAGUGGGAAGGAGUUCGGUGUGGAGAGAAGCGUGCACCCAAUUCAGUCCUCCACAUCCAGCCCUGCCAUCUCCAUCCAUGAGGUGGGUCACACUGGCGUCACCAAGACUGAGAGGAGUGGUAUCACCAGACUAAGGAGUGAGAUGAAACAGAUGACUAGGCGAUCUAGUGCUGAUGAGCAGUUCUUUCCUGUGGGCCAGGCUGUGUCCAACAGUUUGCAUUCCUUCAAGUCUGCGAGGUCCAGCACCCCAUCAUCUCCAACGGGCACAUCAUCUACAGACUCCGGGGGACACCACAUGGGCUGGGGCGAGCAGCAGGGCCAGUGGCUGCGCAGGAGAAGGCUGGAUGGGGCCAUCAACAGGGUCCCCGUGGGAUUCUACCAGAGAGUGUGGAAGAUUCUUCAGAAGUGCCAUGGACUGUCCAUCGAUGGUUAUGUCCUCCCGUCCUCAACAACCCAAGAGAUGACCCCAUAUGAGAUCAAGUUUGCUGUCCAUGUGGAGUCAGUGCUCAACCGCGUGUCCCAGCCUGAGUAUCGGCAGCUACUGGUAGAAGCCAUCAUGGUACUGACGCUGCUCUCAGAUACGGAAAUGGACAGUAUUGGAGGCAUCAUCCAUGUGGACCAGAUUGUACAGAUGGCCAAUCAGCUGUUUCUGCAGGACCAGGUGUCAUUUGGAGCCGUAGACAUCUUGGAAAAAGACCAAGCCACGGGAAUUUGCCACUCCUUUUAUGACAGUGCUCCUAGUGGCGCUUAUGGUACAAUGACCUACCUAACGAAAGCAGUGGCUUCUCAUUUGCAGGAACUGCUGCCCAACUCAGGCUGCCAGAUGCAAUAGGGCCUUACCCAUAAACAUGAGCACCCUCUGAAUGUG